GCAAACUCCGAAGUAGAACGUUUUAACCGAACUGUAGAAAAAGCAAUACGUGCAGCGAACGUCGAAGGGAAAAAUUGGAAAGAAGAACUUGAUGUUUUCCUACUGAAUUAUUGUUCAACUCCCCACUGUACAACCGGGAAACCACCUGCAGUUCUCCUUUUUGGCCGUAACAUUAGAAAUAAAAUAUCCGUGCCACCAGCAUCGACACCAGCUGAUGACAUACCAGUAACAGUUCGUCAACAUGAUCGCGAAAGAAAAGAGAAAAUAAAGUCUUACGCUGAUGACCACAACCGAGCUUCAUCGUUCUCCGUCAGCCUCGGCAAACAAAAUUGUCGACGACCUAUGAUCCGAAGCCGUACAUUGUCGAAGAAAAGAAAGGGCCCAGUGUGCUACUGUAACGACCCUUUGAACGACAGAUUAUGA
This is a messenger RNA of Paramuricea clavata, 423 nucleotides long. NCBI's taxonomy places the organism in Eukaryota, Metazoa, Cnidaria, Anthozoa, Malacalcyonacea, Plexauridae. The record is from the annotation of a GenBank genome assembly.